AGCUCUGCCAUCAUGUCAGUCAGCGUCCACGAGAACCGUAAAUCCCGGACUAGCACCGGCUCCAUGAACAUCUUGCUCUUUCACAAAGCUUCCCACCCGGACUGUGUCCUGUCCCACCUGAACACCCUGCGGAAGCACUGCAUGUUCACCGAUGUCACCCUUUGGGCAGGAAACAGGUCAUUCCCGUGCCACCGGGCAGUGCUGGCUGCCUCCAGCAGGUACUUCGAGGCCAUGUUUAGCAACGGCCUCCGGGAGAGCCUGGAUGAUGAGGUGAACUUCCAUGACAGCCUCCACCCAGAGGUGCUGGAGCUGCUGCUGGACUUUGCCUACUCCUCUCGGAUCAUUAUCAAUGAGGAGAACGCUGAGUCCCUCCUGGAAGCUGGAGACAUGCUGCAGUUCCAUGACGUCCGAGAUGCGGCGGCCGAGUUCCUGGAGAAGAACCUCUACCCUUCCAACUGCCUGGGCAUGAUGCUGCUCUCGGAUGCUCAUCAGUGCCGACGGCUCUACGAGCUCUCCUGGAGGAUGUGCCUGGUCAACUUUGAGACUGUUCACAAGAGUGAGGACUUCAACAACCUUUCCAAGGACACUUUGCUGGACCUCAUCUCCAGCGAUGAGCUGGAAAUUGAGGAUGAGGAAAAAGUCUUUAAGGCUGUCAUCCAGUGGGUGAAAUACGAUCUGGAUGAGCGGAAGGCUUAUCUCCCAGAGCUUCUGAGGAAUGUUCGUCUGGCUUUGCUUCCUUCUGAAUGCCUCAAGGAAGCCUUGGCUUGUGAGGACUUGAUCAUGGUGGAUGAAAGGAACAAGCUUGUCUUGGAUGAAGCUAUUCAAUGCAAGAAGAAGAUCCUCCAGAAUGAUGGAGUCGUCACCAGUCCCUGUGCCAGGCCUCGCAAAGCUGGGCACACCUUGCUGAUCCUGGGAGGACAGACUUUCAUGUGUGAUAAGAUUUACCAGGUAGACCACAAAGCAAAGGAAAUUAUCCCCAAAGCAGACCUGCCGAGUCCACGGAAGGAGUUUAGUGCCUGUGCCAUUGGCUGCAAAGUGUAUAUCACUGGAGGCAGAGGCUCAGAAAACGGGGUCUCCAAAGACGUGUGGGUGUAUGACACUGUGCACGAGGAAUGGUCCAAAGCUGCCCCGAUGUUAAUCGCUCGGUUUGGACACGGCUCGGCCGAACUGGAAAACUGCCUGUAUGUGGUUGGUGGACACACCGCAGUGGCUGGAGUCUUUCCUGCAUCUCCUUCUGUUUCCUUGAAGCAAGUGGAGAAGUACGAUCCCAUAUCCAACAAAUGGACUAUGGUGGCUCCUCUGAGAGAUGGAGUGAGCAACGCCGCGGUGGUGAGUGCCAGGCUCAAGCUUUUCGUCUUUGGUGGGACCAGCAUUCACCGGGACAUGGUGUCCAAAGUCCAGUGUUACGACCCAGCUGAGAAUCGAUGGAUGAUCAAAGCCGAAUGCCCGCAGCCCUGGCGCUACACGGCAGCCGCUGUCCUGGGCAGCCAGAUUUUCAUCAUGGGAGGGGACACGGAGUUCACGGCGGCGUCCGCGUACCGCUUUGACUGCGAGACCGACCAGUGGACACGCAUCGGGGACAUGACGGCCAAGCGCAUGUCGUGCCACGCCUUGGCCUCGGGGAAUAAACUCUACGUGGUGGGGGGUUACUUUGGCACUCAGAGGUGCAAAACGCUGGACUGCUACGACCCUACGUCAGACACGUGGAACUGUAUCACGACGGUGCCUUACUCGCUCAUCCCCACGGCUUUUGUCAGCACCUGGAAGCACUUGCCAUCAUGAUGAGGGGCAGGGCUCGGGGGCUUGUAUCCAGGAGGUCAAUAAGAUGCCAGAGUCACAUCCAGGUCCCCUCUCUUGCAGUUGGAGCCGACAACACUGUGACUGAGUCCCCUCCUGUUGUCCCACACAGGACUCCGAGGCAACUUUCACGUCCCUUCCUGGCACCAGGAGUGGGAGGCACAGCCAGACCCUACGCUGGCAUCACAUCACGGGACCGCCAAGGGCCACUCAGCCCCGCCACUGGCCAUCAUGCAGGGAUGGCACAGAGCCAGGAGCACUGGCUGCAAGGCAGGAGCUGGGCAUGAGGGGCACAGGGAUGGCUCGUGGGCACCAGUGGGCCAACAGCACCAGAGAGAUGGAGGCUGCAUCCCUCAGCAAGCACUGCUGGGCAGCCUUUAUGUGCUUUUUAUUACUCAGUUUGGGGUUUAGGAGAUAUUAAUUUUUUUUUAAAGGCAGCAAACUUGCUGUUGGCAGUGUUCGCUGCUUGGGUGACUUGGAAGUGUUUGUUAAGGGGAACAGGGGUGAGAGCACCUGGCCCUCCCCAUCCUCUGGCCGCUCGAUGGAGGCGAUGGCUGUUGAAACAUUAAAGCGUGGGAGCUUGGGGCAGCUGCCAGCAGCACCAGGUACUGCGGUGAAACAGGGCAGGUGCCUUUUGUUUUGCACUUUGGGCCUUUUAAAUUUCCCCCCCGCUCCCCGCCUUUCCUCACUGCAGCCGGUUGUGAUUUGGUUGGAGGCCGAGUAGCUCCCCACACACAGCUGCUGGGGAGAGCACAGCAGCUCUGUUAGUGUGCCAAGGCACCGGCACCGCUGCUCAGAUAUUCACCAGAUAAAGCCCACUGUGUGCUCAGAGCCGGUCUGCUGAGCUUCCCUCCGCGUGGGUGAGGGUGUAAUUAGCACAGGAGCAGAAACAGGGGUGCAGCUCGUGCCUUGGGAGGGGGGCAUCUUGCCACCAGCAAGGCCUCAGAGGGAGAGCAAGUGGAUUAGGGGAGCAUGGCAGAGUGGGCAGGGGAGGGAUCCCCCUUCUUCCCAUGGUACCCCACAUCCUGGCUUCACUUUGCAGAGAUGUGAGUGUUUCUGACUGCACGAUGCCUGCCAGUGGUUGGGCUGAGGCUGCUCCAGGUUAUCCACACAUGCUGGCUGUGGACUGUGUUUGGGAUUAUGCAUCCAAGAGCUGUCAGCCUGAGUUGCUCCUCACUCAUGCUGUGAAGGAGGGCGCAUGGAUUUGGCAUGUCAAGACAGGGAUGCAGCUCCUUACUGGCCUCUUUAGGGCUGGCCACCACCAAGGACCUGGUUCUACACCAAGCCAGCAUCCCACUGCCCUGCACAGCAGAUCUACAGAGGCUCCAGGCUUGCCUUUUGCCCCCUGGAUUAGGCUGAGCUGUAGCCUGGCCAGCUGAAUGAUGCAACGCUCUGAAAAGCCUUGACACGGCUUCAAACAAGCAAAGGUCUUUUCGGAGCAGCGGGCGGCCGUUGCUGCCGGGGAGAACACACGUUUUGCACAGCCAGUCUGCGACGCGCUGAAUGACGUUUAUUUACAUUUUCUAGUCUUUUUUUUUUUUUUUUUCCCCCCUUCCCUUCAGCUGCUUGUGAACUUUAAUAAAAAUGAUGAUCUGGGAAACCGU
Messenger RNA from Myiozetetes cayanensis, 3401 nucleotides. RefSeq names its product kelch like family member 25 (gene KLHL25). The coding region runs from base 13 to 1782 and encodes 589 amino acids. Gene Ontology annotation, molecular function: protein binding. The record is from RefSeq and is a predicted model, not a curated record. Lineage: Eukaryota; Metazoa; Chordata; Aves; Passeriformes; Tyrannidae. The transcript has 2 exons.